Messenger RNA from Panicum virgatum (switchgrass), 720 nucleotides. RefSeq names its product heavy metal-associated isoprenylated plant protein 41-like. Lineage: Eukaryota; Viridiplantae; Streptophyta; Magnoliopsida; Poales; Poaceae. Gene Ontology annotation, molecular function: rRNA (uridine-N3-)-methyltransferase activity. Gene Ontology annotation, cellular component: cytoplasm. The record is from RefSeq and is a predicted model, not a curated record. The coding region runs from base 1 to 720 and encodes 239 amino acids. The transcript is spliced from 3 exons. Gene Ontology annotation, biological process: rRNA base methylation.
AUGGAGAAGGCGCUAGGGGGAGAGAAACGGGUGAGCCGGUUGAAGCACUACUCCUCUGAUCAGAAGAUACUGAUCGUUGGCGAUGGCGAUGGCGACUUCUCCUUCUCGCUGGCGCUGGCCAUGGCGUUCGGCUCCGGCACAAACCUCCUCGCCACAUCGCUCGACACCUAUGUUGCUCUGACGAUCAAGUACAGAAACGCAGAGUCAAAUAUAAUGGAGCUGAAAAGACUGGGGGGCACGGUUUUACAAGGCGUCGAUGUAAAAACAAUGAAGUUUCACACUGAACUGAAGAACAGACGGUUUGAUCGAAUUGUCUUCAAUUUCCCUCAUUCAGGGUUCAAAGGACGAGAGACCGAGCUACACGUGAUCAAUUCACACAAGGAACUGGUGGCUGGCUUCUUCAGCAACGAGUGCCACCUACUUCGGCACUGCGGUGAAAUCCACGUCAGCCACAAGACAGGACACCCAUACGACAGAUGGGAUCUUGAGCACCUAGCUUCCCAGUCUUCUCUUGUUCUGAUUGAGAAAGUUGGUUUCCACAAGGAAGACUAUCCCGGAUACAACCAAAAGAGAGGCGAUGGUAUAAAGUGUGACGAACCAUUCAACCUAGAUCCUUGCUGCACGUUCAAGUUCAAAAUCUCAGAAGCAGGGAGUGGCCUCACAGGAAGUAGGACGAUGAAGCAAAUAGAGGAACUUGACCUCUGUAAACUCUCUAUAUAA